GAGAAUCACUUCAGUUCGCACGAUGUCACUGAUCUCUGUACUGGAUUUGACGAGUCCGUUAAAGCUGUCGUCGAUUUCGCUGCAAAAGAGGCUUGUUUUGCAUUUGGAUUUUCAUUGGUCUUAACAUGUUACAGGGAUUACAUCUUGCUUCAAGGUGCUGCGUUCGCAUUUCUGUUGGCUGCAAUGCGGCAACGAGGAGAUCGUUUUCGAGACGCUAAGUUGACUGUCGUGAUUCAGUUGGUUGGAUGGGAGAAUAGCGCAAAGUUGGUGGAUUUAUUCGAUAAGGAUUUAACGGAAGUCAUCAUCCAUCCGGGUGGCCACUUCGUACCAACUCUUUCUGGAUACAAGGAAACCGUGAAUCGAUUCAUGCAAAUGGUUAUUAGUCGUUGUUGA
Messenger RNA from Anisakis simplex (herring worm), 393 nucleotides. Lineage: Eukaryota; Metazoa; Nematoda; Chromadorea; Rhabditida; Anisakidae. The record is from the annotation of a GenBank genome assembly.